AUGCCAAGAGAUCCCUUAAUCGGCCUGGUUGGAAAGCCUUCCAGCGGGAAAUCCACAACGCUGAACAGUCUGACAGAUGCCAGUUCGAAAGUUGGAAACUUCCCAUUCACAACUAUUGACCCUCAGCGCGCCAUUGGGUAUCUUCAAAUAGAGUGUGCCUGCAAACGCUUCAACGUUUCAGACAAAUGCAAGCCGAAUUACGGUAGCUGCGUUGACGGCCGCCGUUCCGUCCCUAUCGAGCUUUUAGAUGUCGCGGGUCUCGUCCCUGGAGCACACCAGGGUCGCGGUCUAGGGAAUAAGUUCUUGGACGACCUACGUCAUGCGGAUGCGUUGAUUCAUGUGGUGGAUGUCAGUGGAACAACUGACGCAGAAGGAAAGGCAACGCGCGGAUAUGAUCCAUCGGUAGACAUCGAGUGGCUACGAUCUGAGAUUGUGCGAUGGGUCUUGGGUAAUCUGAUGCAAAAAUGGGGCUCUAUCAAGAGAAGACAUGUUGCGACAAAAUCGACGGCAGUGGAUACAUUACAAGGCCAAUUUUCCGGAUACGGAAGCACAUCGGCGACAGUUGCGCGCUGUCUGGAUAGAAUCGGUCUGAAAGAACCUCUCGAGGAAUGGUCGGACGAGACGAUUGAGCGGGUAGUCCAGGCGUUCAUUGACGAAAAGUUUCCUACCGUUUUCGCACUGAACAAGAUUGACCAUCCUGACGCGGACAAGAAUAUUAGCAAGAUCGCCAAGAUGCAAGAUCCAAAGUCAAUAGUGCUAUGCUCCGCGAUAUCAGAGGUGUUCCUUCGAAGAUUGGCGAAACAGGGUUACAUCAAGUAUACAGAAGGCAGUGAGUUCUUGGAUACACGAGAAGAUCUCAUAGAGAUGGGCGAUCCCGAUGGUGGCGGUCUAAAAGAGAUGGACGAGAAGUUGAAGAACCGUGUUGAGAACUUGAAAGACAUGGUUCUCUAUCGCUUUGGUUCCACUGGAGUGGUGCAGUGCCUCUCGCGAGCAGCGGAACUCUUGGGACUUGUGCCGGUUUUUCCAGUCAAGAACGUGCACACAUUUUCGUCUGGGGCCGGAAAUGCGGUGUUCAGAGAUUGUGUUUUGGUUAAAAAAGGAAGCACGGUAGCAGACGUUGCCCACAAGGUUAUGGGUGACGUUCCCAUCUCUUACAUUGAGGGUGUUGGCGGCACCCGGGUGUCUGAGGAUGAAAUAGUUGAAGUAGGGAAGCAUGAUGUCCUCUCGUUCAAACCUGGCCGGUAG
Messenger RNA from Aspergillus lentulus, 1245 nucleotides. RefSeq names its product Ygr210 GTPase family protein. Gene Ontology annotation, cellular component: cytoplasm. Lineage: Eukaryota; Fungi; Ascomycota; Eurotiomycetes; Eurotiales; Aspergillaceae. The record is from RefSeq and is a predicted model, not a curated record. Gene Ontology annotation, molecular function: ATP hydrolysis activity; GTP binding.